Molecule: messenger RNA, 2585 nt
Organism: Sphaerulina musiva SO2202
Lineage: Eukaryota; Fungi; Ascomycota; Dothideomycetes; Mycosphaerellales; Mycosphaerellaceae
Product: tannase and feruloyl esterase
Exons: 1
Coding region: 662-2329 (555 amino acids)
Source: RefSeq, a predicted model, not a curated record
CCCAUCACCGCGCUCCUGGGAAUCCUGUCUAUUCGUUCUUGCAUCACUCGUUUGCAGACAGUAUUCCUUCAUCACACUCUUUGCGCUGUUGAUUCAUUGGUUGCUCGGUCGAUACCUUACUGUGCACUCGACCGUUCCACUCUUCUGCUUGGCCGUCUUAGGCGCGUCAGUGACAAGGAUACCACAGAAUCCCCACCACCAGCCUUCUACUUCUACGGACCCCCUUGUGGCUCCCCGGGUCAAAAUAACACGGCUGGAGUACAGUCUUCGAGAAGACUAUCUUUCGACAGCUCUCUCUUUCUCUCUUUCUCUCGCUCUUCGAAAGUGGCUCGUCUCCCAGUCGUUUCCCUUCAAUACCACAACAACCAGGCAAGAAUCUACCUGGACGUUAAUCCAAGGGCAUCUACUUCACCGACAAGGAUUCUCACAGACUCACAUCACGUACAACGACUACUAAAGCUACUUGUUCGUCCACAAAAGCCUCUGCUCCUGCGCGAAUCUUAUCCUUCCGGCUCAAUCUGAAACUUCAAUCUCGACGGUCACUUCCCCAAUCCAAUCAACAUCGUUACUGGUUGACCUCACCUCGUCGAUCAGCGCAGCAGCAACUUCAUACACGACUUCAGUAACUGAAUCUGUGGUAAUCACAGCCUCAGAGUUGCUUAUGGGGAUCAUAAUCUCCACCCCCGAUAGUCCGAUGGCUACGCCCUCCAGCUGCGCGAGCCUUUGCUCGUCACUCUCGUUCACAGAGCUUGGCUUGCCCGUGGCGCCAGUUUCUUGUGUAUCUUAUGCGGCCAACGAGACAAUUACCAUCACUGGGGGCCAAGCAGAUGUGGGAUGUGGUUCAACAGUCCAACCUAGCGUUGACUUAUGCCGAGUCGUACUGAAUGUCGAGACCAGUCAGGCUUCCGAGACAUACAUGGAAGUUUGGCUGCCAGAGAAUGACGAGUGGAAUGGUCGUACGAUGAACACCGAUAACGGUGGUGUCAACGGAUGCGUCCACUAUGUUGACAUGAACUACGUCGUUGGUCGUGGCUUUGCUGCUAUCGGUGACAAUGCGGGCCACAAUGGUUCGUCCUUCGAUGGAUCCUGGUUCGCAAGCGACAACGAAGUCAUUAUCGAUUGGGUUUACCGCGCUCGUCACUCUGCUGUGGUUGCUGGCAAAGAAGUAGUCAGCCAAUUUUACGACCAGCAACCCGACUAUUCGUACUAUAUUGGUUGCUCUGCGGGUGGUGCUCAAGGCAUGAAGUCGGCGCAAAUGUACCCUGACGACUUUGACGGCAUCAUUGCUGGCUCUUCUGCAGCCGACUUCAAUCACCUUCAGGCAUGGAGCGGCCGUUUUGUGCAGCUCACUGGUACCUCUGCUUCCGAUGGCAGGUUUCUGACUGAAGACGACUGGAUCACCGUUCAAGCUGCCAUCUUUGAUCAAUGCGACGCCAAAAUCGAUGGCGUCGACGAUGGUAUUCUCGAAGAUCCCACCCUGUGCGUCUUCGAUUCCUCUGUCCUCUCUUGCACCAACAACGCCACCCUUUCCGGCUGCCUUACAGACACUCAAGUCAGCACUGUCGACCAAGUCUUUACCGAGCUCUACAACACCGAAGGCGAACUCCUCUUCCCGGCCCUCCUCUACGGCUCCCAAGUGGAUGCAUUCCGCCUGGGUCAGCUCUCUGGCAGUGUCCAAGCCAUCUCUGAAGACUGGUACAAAUACGCCGUACUCGACGACGACAGCUUCAACGCGCUUGACAUGGAUCAGUCCGACUACGCCGCCGCCGACGCCCUGGACGCAUAUCACGGCAAUGUCUCCUCGUUCAACGGAGACCUCAGCGGCUUCCAGAACUCCGGCGGCAAGAUGAUCGCAUACCACGGCAUGGCCGAUCCUCUCGUCAGUGGCAGCAACAGUCAAAGAUACUAUCUCAAAGUCGCUAAAACCAUGGGUCUCGACCACACUGCGCUCGACAACUUUUACCGAUACUUUCGCAUCUCCGGCAUGGCCCAUUGCGGUGUUGGCGGAAUUUCUGGAGCGGGCGCGUGGAUGUUUGGACAGAAUGGCGCUGCCAGUGUUGCAACGCAUAACAUCAUCGACGAUCUCCAAAGUUGGGUGGAAGAUGGUGUUGCACCGGACACGCUUACCGGCACCAAAUUCUGGUACGAUACUCCAUCUCUGGGAGUUCAGUAUGAGCGCGCUCAUUGCCGUUUCCCCUAUCGAAACACCUACGUCGGGGGCGAUUCUGCGACUCCGGGUGCUUGGAGCUGUGUUCUCAUUGACAACUGGUCCGAGUGUGGGGUUGGUGCGCAGCCUCGCUUGUGUAAUGUCGACGGCAGCUUCAAUUAGGUAGAUCAGGUAGAUCGACAGUACAGAAGAGAAGGCUUUCAGCAAACCUUGAUACCUAGGUAGGUAGAGACGAAAAAAAAAGUUCGACAGAGACAGCAGUAAUGUGAUUGAUGGUAGGACGUCGGAUGGAUGGUCAACAGGCUCUUGUACAUAAGGUAGAAUGUGUUUUCUUUCCUUUGAUGAAGAUAUCGAUAAUGUUUAGAGAAUACAGUACUUAGGUAUAGACAGAUAAGGAAAGGUGCCAGGUGGCAGACAC